Messenger RNA from Strongyloides ratti, 759 nucleotides. Its product is annotated as ShKT domain-containing protein. The record is from RefSeq and is a predicted model, not a curated record. The coding region runs from base 1 to 759 and encodes 252 amino acids. The transcript has a single exon. NCBI's taxonomy places the organism in Eukaryota, Metazoa, Nematoda, Chromadorea, Rhabditida, Strongyloididae.
AUGAAAUUAUUUAUUAUCAUUCUUUUGAUAAAAAUUUUCAUAAUUAAUAUAUAUGGUGCUGGAUCUUGUGAUUAUGAAAUUGCUACUAGUAUUUGUACUCAAUUUCAAGAUAUUGGAACACCAGCAAAUCCAUUAAUUAUAUAUAGAUGUCGUUCAAAUGGAAGAACAUUAUGGUGUAGAGAAGAAUAUGAUGCUGCUGGUGCACCAACAAAUUAUUGUUGUAGUAAUAUUAGAAAUUUCAAUACAGCUUUAGAUGAAUUAGAGGAUCUUUUUAAUAAUGAUAGAUUUGGAACACCACUUGAUCCUGAUGAGUAUACUACUUGUGUAGAUAAUUAUCCUAAUUGUAAAAAUAUGCUUCAAUAUUGUAAUGUUGUUAUUCAUCAAACAAAUAUGAAAACUAAUUGUGCACUUUCAUGUAACUUUUGUGGUCCUAAUGUUGGUUUACCAGUAAAAGUUCAAAAUUUAAAAAAACAAUGUAUAGAUAAUCCAACAGCUAAUUGUUAUAAAUUAAAAUAUUUAUGUCAAGAUACUAAUUAUUAUGAUUUUAUGGUAAAAGAAUGUCCAGUAACAUGUAAUAAAUGUAGUGAUCCACUUGAUUGGAAUAAUCAAACUUCAACAGCAAGUACACCAACAAGAACAAUAAUAAUAUGUUAUGAUAGAGAUAAAAAAUGCCCAACAUCCAGAAGUUUUUGUAAUAAUUCAAUAAAAAAAAAUUAUUACAGACAUGCAUGUAAACGUUCUUGUGGUUACUGUCAUUAA